CAUAGUUUGCCAUAUAUGGCUCUGUAUGCAUGUAUACAUUAAUUCAUGUGAAAGUUGGUGAAACAGUUUCUUUUGUCGUUGUAGCAUAGAAAUACAUUGCAUUUCUCACAAAAGGUGUAUGAGCGGAAAGAGCAAUCAUUUUUGCAGAGUUGCCUUUGCUUUUUCCAGGUGGGAAAAUGGCCAAUAUGGUCCUCCCGAACAGAAUUCAAUGGAAUUUCCUGGUGCUUUCGUCUUUUGCUGAUAGUAGGAGUACCUUCCCUACUUGUACACGGGGAUGAAGUUGGAGUCAUCGCAGGUCGUCCGCGCUUCUUUACUUUUCCUGCCUUGCACAGGUGCUCAGCUAUAAAAAGCUUGAAAUCGAAGAGUGGCAUAUAUUGAUCUGACUUACGACGCCAUAGAAUCCAUGAAUUCACUACGCACAUAUUCUUGAGCGCAAUUGAAUUCUAUAAAGAAUCCACGCACAACCCACGAGACAAUGUCAAUGUCAUGCUGUUUGGGAUGGCCCGCCGUAGUUGUUCUCGUAGCCUUUUUGGCAGGAUGUCACUCCCUAUCGAGCCAAAGCCAAAGCGUUACUGGAAAACCAGCCCUCAUCCGGACAGAGCUUCGCUUUGGCCGCAACCUGGACCCUGCGAAGGUGCGGGUGGUGAACGUCAAGUCCAGUAAGGGCGAGGACGUGGAGAUCCUGGUCGGCAAGAACAGCCGCAAGGCCCGCGCCGAGGAGGCGGCUGGCUCCUUCUUUGUGCGCAGCACCGACGUCAAGAGGCCGGUGGUCCCGCGGACCGCGGGCAAGGUCUCUGGACGACAGCUGACCUUUGAGCACAGCCCAGCGUUGCUGAAGCAGAGCGCGCUGGCUCAGGAGCUGGGGGCCUAUCGGCAGCGCAAGGCGGAGGCGGAGCAGCGCCAGGCGAAGCUCAUCCAGCUGCAGCUGGCCAAGGCGCAGAGCAAGGCGGCGGAGCUCCAGGCGGUCCCAAUAGAGUCUCGUCGCGGCGGCCGCCAGCUCGCCGCGGACGUCUCCUGGCAGCCCUCUUACGCCCAGCUUCCGACGCAGCCCAUUCCGCGCAGGAACUUCUCGUCGGCAACGGACCGUCAGUGGCAGCCCCUCGGACUGGCCGACUCCGUGGAGGUCCUGCCGCGGGGGCAGCGCCUGGGGCCGCAGGGUUCCUCGGUCAGCUUUCCCAGGGAUAUGGAGCUCGCCGCCUCCGACGUGCAAGCGUAUUUCGUGGCUGACCGGGAUACUCGGGCCUACGCCGGAAGCGGAAGCACCCAGGGACACCGGCCCCAGAACCUCAUUACCAAGCACAACUACAACUACAACGUCCUGCCGCAGAAGUCCAAGUACGUGACCUACAUGCCGCACUCCGUCGUGGUGACCGCCAGUGCGGGAGUCGCCACGCCCUCGGCCACCCUCACCCGGCGGCCAGGACAGACGGGCAGCCCGCGCCCGCACCACAACCCCAUCGGGCAGAGCACCCACAGCGUGGUGGACGGACCCGCCGUGACGCUGAUUGAAGGCGUUCGGGUGCCGGACAGCGCCGAGGACAAGGUGAAGACCUGGCGCAACGCCCGCGUCCUGAACAACCAGUUGGUGCCAUACCCAGAGGGCUACACGCCGCCGCGGGCCCAGAUGCCCAGUUUCGACCGAUAGGACGACGAUCUGGGAUCACGACGAGGGUGUUGGGUGCUCAGCGGUUGUUGCUAUUUAUUGACCAGUCCAUUGUUAAGCUAUUUAUAAACGUUGAAUUAAAGUUGUCAAGGAACUC
This is a messenger RNA of Drosophila ficusphila, 1760 nucleotides long. RefSeq lists its product as uncharacterized. The transcript is spliced from 2 exons. Lineage: Eukaryota; Metazoa; Arthropoda; Insecta; Diptera; Drosophilidae. The record is from RefSeq and is a predicted model, not a curated record. Bases 476 to 1645 code for a protein of 389 amino acids.